Molecule: messenger RNA, 1503 nt
Organism: Drosophila eugracilis
Lineage: Eukaryota; Metazoa; Arthropoda; Insecta; Diptera; Drosophilidae
Gene: Kua
Product: plasmanylethanolamine desaturase
Molecular function (GO): oxidoreductase activity
Source: RefSeq, a predicted model, not a curated record
AGUAGCGGUACUCUUACUGCAGUUCGUGCGCUGUGUGUGUGUGUGUGUGCGAGAGUGCGCGGUGUGCAUGUGUGUGUUUACGGUGGGGCAGCCCUAAAUCACGUGCAUACAAAACAAAAAACGGCAUUUAUUUACAUUUAGAUGCCACUAUAAAAAAAAUAGGAGACGCCGACGCUCAGGUUCGCUGUAAUUCAAAGUUAGUAAAUCCUAAACAAUCGCUUGCGUGCAAAAGUUUUUCGGUCCUAAUCAAUACUUGGCAGACGGUCAUUUAGUUUUAAUUGUUACAAGAAAUCAAGAAUUGGUCUUCGAAAACGUUUGGGGAGUACCCAAAUUACCAAUAGUAACAACAAUAACACCUGCAAAGAGACGAUGACGGCCAAAAGCGAUAAGGAUAUACUGGCCAAUUCCAUGUAUGAGGAUGACCCCAAUGGCAACUCAGCGCCCGCCACCACAAAGGAUCAGGAAUCGGAAAUGCCGGAGGAACUAAAGGUCACCACUGGUGCCAUAACAACAUCAGUCAACCCAGUGACCAUAACUUCGACUUCGCCACGUUGGGGACCACAGAAUAAAGGCGCCCAGGAACUAGCCUCGUUAUACAGUCCAGGGAAACGCGCCCAGGAAAUCAUUUGUGUUUACACCUGUAUUGGCCUAAUGAUCAUCAACCUGGCUUUGAUUGUUAGGCACUUGCGAUUGGAACGGAUAAGUGUAGCUUUCUUAUCCGCAUUAUGUGGCAUUAUAACGGCUGACUUUGCCUCUGGCUUAGUGCACUGGGCGGCAGAUACAUGGGGAUCGGUGGACUUACCCAUGAUUGGAAAGAAUUUCCUACGACCUUUUCGAGAGCAUCACCUGGAUCCCACAUCCAUAACGCGUCACGAUUUCAUUGAGACAAACGGUGACAACUUCAUGGUUGGCAUACCAAUCCUUGGCUAUUUGGCUCACUUUUUCUACAUAAGGACGCCGAGUGAGAUUCAGCAACAUUUCGGUUGGAUAGCCUAUGUGUUUCUCUGUUCCAUAUUUGUUGCCAUGACCAAUCAGAUACACAAAUGGUCGCACACCUAUUGGGGCUUGCCGAGAUGGGUCCUGUUACUCCAGAGCUGUCACAUUAUCCUGCCACGCAAGCAUCAUCGCAUCCACCAUGUGGCACCUCAUGAAACGUACUUUUGCAUCACCACCGGAUGGCUAAAUUGGCCACUGGAACGAAUAAGAUUCUGGUCAACAUUCGAGCUUAUCAUCGAGCAUUUCACCGGUCUUAAGCCCCGCGAUGACGACCUGAAAUGGGCCAAGAAGCUCACAUAGAUUUGCUGGGCCAGCGACUGUAUAUAGGAACCUUGGACCAAGCAGCCUUAACUUGCUGAAAGUCAUCAACAAAUGUUAUCAUAUUAUCGAAAUGUUUUGCACAACGAAUUAGCUUUAAAUGAGGGCAGAUUACAGUACUUGUAAAGUAAAUUGAGCAAAUGGCAUAGUUAUCAGUUGCAUAUUUGUUAUAAAUAGUUGAUUAUUUUA